Lepidothrix coronata (blue-crowned manakin) is the source of this 5604-nucleotide messenger RNA. RefSeq names its product PILR alpha associated neural protein (gene PIANP). Gene Ontology annotation, cellular component: membrane. NCBI's taxonomy places the organism in Eukaryota, Metazoa, Chordata, Aves, Passeriformes, Pipridae. Bases 371 to 1255 code for a protein of 294 amino acids. The record is from RefSeq and is a predicted model, not a curated record. Gene Ontology annotation, biological process: regulation of immune response. The transcript has 6 exons.
GAGGCAGCGAGCGAGAGAGACAGAGACAGAGAGAGAGAAAGAGGGGCUGGACCAGUCCUCGGCAGCUGUUUAUUUCAAGGCAUCUCUCGCUCCCUCUCCCUCAGCCAAGGCUCAGCCUCAGCAAACCUUCCUCCUCCUCCUCCUCCUCCUCCUCCUCCUCCUGUUCUCCUUCCUUCGUCCUGGCCAUGAGAGGCACGGGCAGCAGCAGCUGUGCUCCCCCAGCCCCCUGCUCCGCCGCCCCGGCUGCGCCCCACUCGUCUCCUCGCAAGUGAAGAAGAUGAGACAAGAUCCUCACUGAGCAAAGACGCUGUUGCAUCUAAGAUGGAGCCCAGUGCUUGGUAGGUUCACAGCUUCCCACAUUGGCAGCAGGAUGCCUCCACUCCUCUCCUGCAUCCACUCCCUGCAGCUGUGGCAUCUCCUCCUCGUCAUCUCGGCCAUCCCUCCUCCUGGCAUCUGGUCUCUUCGCUCUCGUGUCCCAAUGGCCUCUCGGCCUCUUUGCACCCGUCGGAGCCCCUCAGCCCCACGGCCCAUUUGCAUCUGGGAAAGGACCUCGCUGCCGGAGCGGGAUUCUCGCUCGGCCCAGCUGCGCCAGCGUGCCCUGCCUGCCCGGGGAGCAGAGCUGCGGCACGUCGUGCGGCUGAGGCGUCAGGCGGCGGGGGCCCGUCCUGCCACCCCCUCUGGAUUUGAGGACGGCAUGCCCUCUUCCCAGUACCCCUGGGCCAUCGUGUGGGGUCCCACGGUGUCAGAUGAGGAUGGAGGGGACACAAACUCAGCCAACCCAGGCUUCCCACCGCUGGGAUACACCUUUGUCUCGCCGCACGGGAUGGCAACGGCACAGCCCAACUCCCACUCACUCCUGCAUAACGCGGGGCUCAACCUGCGGGAGACCCCGGCCACCCUGCGGCCCUUCCUGUUUGGGCCCCGGGGGGAAGGUGUGGACCCCCAGCUGUACGUCACCAUCACCAUCUCCAUCAUCAUUGUCCUGGUUGCCACCGGGAUCAUAUUCAAGUUCUGCUGGGACCGUAAUCAGAAACGCCGGCGUCACUCGGGGCAGCAAAGCAGUGGGAGGCAGCAGGAGAGCCAGCAGCCUCUCACGGACCUCUCCCCCACCACCGUCAGCAUCCUGGGGCCCUACGGUGACUCCCUGGCCCCCACGCCUGAGGCAGAGGAGUCCAGGCAGGGCCAGGAGAAACUGGGUGGCCAUGGGAAGAACGCAGCCUUCCAGCUCAACCGAAUCCCAUUGGUGAACCUGUGAUGCUCCUGGGAGAGGCUGAGCUCGCUCCCCCCACCCUCCUGUCACAGCCGGCGAGUGCAGAUUCCUGCUGCCUCUGCUACCCCAGGAAACAACAAUCUCCUUGUGCCACGGCCCACCACCACCAUUAUUAACUAACCCCACUGGGAUGUGCCUGGGCAAAUGGACGAGCUGGGCCUCCUUAGCCUCCUGUUGGGGGAAGGUUGGGGACCCCCCCACCCACGCAGGACAGGGGGAUGGGAGAGCAGGAUGCUGGGAGGGAAGACAGCUGGUGGUGGUGUGAAAUCUUGACCUCCCCAGCCCCUCUCCUCGCAUAUGUGCGCAGACACACUUGGAUCUCCAUGACUCUCUCACCAGUGCAUGCCUGACAUUGGGUGUAGGCAAGGUGGAAAGGCAUACCCCUGUCCCCGUGGGCCCUAACCCCUCCGUGUGUCUCCUCCCAUGUCGUGUGCUUUGCAGUGAAUGUCUGGAGUUCAGUGGCUGCAGGAUUGCCCGCUGGGGCUUGGUCUCCCCUGAGCCAAGGUGACUCAGGUGGCAGCAGGUUCUUCUGUUCCUAAGGCCUUGGCCUUCCUGAGAUCCCAGUGGUGGGUGAAGCUUGGGCAGAAGAGGUUCACACAACACCUGGGCCCCCUCAACAAUCCAUUUUCUUGAAGGAAACGUUGCCUUCCCCUUAGAUGGAAAAUAUUCACAUCUUUCCAGUUUCUUUCUGCCUAAUGCUCCUCUGUUUUUUUUCUCUUCAGCUUUUAUCUUUCUUCAUCUCUCCGUUCACAGUUUUCUUUCCCUCAGUUCCCACCACCCUGCCACUUCUCUUGCCAGUUAAAGCUGGAAAAGAUUCCUUUAGCUUUCCAAAUAUUUUGAUCUGUUGAAAGCCUCCUUGCUGUCCCCCUCCACCCCCUUAGUCUCCUUCAACAAGAUUUUUCUGAAGAACACCGGUCUAUGGUGAUGUCCUUCAGAAAAUCCAAGGCAAAGCCCUCUGCCCACAAUGUUAUUUAGCAAGCAUCCUGGACACGGCAGCCAAAGCAUGGCAUGCAGACAAAGCUGGGAAUGAGGAACUUGAGUUUUGCGGGGCUGAGGUAGGGAGCUGCUUUCAGACCCUCAUGGCACAGGCAACAAGCAGCAGACACUCUCUGUGCCUGGUAUGACAAAGAGCAAUUUCGAGUUGACUUUGGGAACACUGGAAGGGUUGCCAUGUACUGCUGGUAGAUCUCUCCUGGAGUGACUGGAAACCCAUGAGGCAAUAUUCACCAAAGGCAUGAAAGAGGGGAUAUCUGGGGUCCUAAGCUUCCUCAGUGUGUUGCCCCAGCUAGUUGGCAACUGAAAGCAAUGGCACAGGUGUCUGUCCAAACUGGUUGCCUGUGCAUGUCCUUCAGGGCUGUGGUGGUCUGUGGGACAGGCAGCCACACUGUCACUGUGAGCAAGAUCCGUGCAUCUCCACCUCUUUCUAUGUGUGGACCCAGGGUGUCACUUUGAGGAAGAGUGAGAUGGCAAAUUUCAGCUUAAUGACAAUAGUUGCUCUCCCUUGGCUUUUGUGGACACCUUCAAAUUAAUUAAAACACCACACUGAUAGCCACUGAGCUGAAAUGAUGUUAAGGUUUGCCCCUAUAGUGUUCAAACACCUUCAGCUGUGGGACUGAUGUGUCCAGAGACAGGAAACACACACAAUUUGAAGACCCUAUUGCACCAUACAAAAUUUCUGACAAAAGUCAUGUUGGAGAGAAGGAAAUGGCCCUUUCAAACUUUAUCUCUGUAGUAAAAGCAUAUCCUUUGUAAGAAAAAGCACAGGGAAUUUCAUAAGAGGCCUGGUUCUGCCCAUUUACCCAGAUGAACUAUUAGGUGAUCUUGAGUCCCAUCUGACUCACUGUGAAGGACAUUUAAAUAAGAGUGUAAAUUACAAUAAGCUUUGCAAAAAACAGUAGCGAAUUGGAGAAAAUGACAGAUCAAAUAAAAUUACUGGCUUAUUAAAAGCACUGAAUGGCUGAAAGGUGUAGGUGGAAAAGGACUCUGGAGAUCUCUAGUCUAAGCACAGGUUGAGUCUGUGCUUAUAGCAGGGGAUAUUAGUGCUUUACCAUAGAUCGAUCUGUUACUGAGCCUGUUCUUAUUCAGGCUCCAUUCAAGGCUUUGGUGGGCAUUCAAGCUGCAGAUGGACAGAGAAGAGCCAGGUGGCUGUUCCUGCUCACUGCCCCAUUUGCUGCUGCCCCUGCAAGCUGAGGGCAGCUCGGGGCUGUUCCCCCUCUCACUGGCACAUCCAUGCUAGAAGGGGAAGGACAUCUGCACACAGUCUGCAGGAGGCCACACUCCUGAUUGCUGGCAGUUUACAAUAUAAUGCUUUGAACUGGUUUAAGUAAUCUUCCAGACCAGAUUAAUUAGAUUGAUCUUUGAUCAACAGUGUUUGUUGAAACAAGGCCAGAGUUUAGACUCUUCACUUCAAGGGCUGUCCUUGGACUUUGUUUUUCCACAUGCUGCAUGGAGAAAAGGUUUGUAAGAAAGUGGGAGGGGACCACAAGAGGCAUAGUGAAAACAUUUUCCAACGCUUGAUGCAUGGAAGCCCUGCACUCUCCUGGCCAGGCUUUUGUAAAUUCUGCAAACAAAUCAGAUUUCAGUGGUUUGGGGUUUUUUCCUCCCCCUUUUACAUGUCUCUGGUUUUGGUAAAAGUAUUUCCAGGGAGUGAAACCUUUCAUGGAUACUGUGGUAAGGGGGAAGCUGGUGAAUGCAGUAGAGAAAACUCUUACAACAACAGAAGCUUGGAUAUGUCAAACAUCUUUUCUAAGACCAAUUUUCCUAGCCAAAUAUCUUUUUAUGACAGUCAUUCACUCUCUCACACAAAACAGGUUAGGUAUGGGGAAACAACUUCACGGUUCUGCCCAAACAUUCAUUGCUGUUUUGUCCCUGGAACAAAACAUUCAAAACACAUGUAAACACACAAGCUUCUUCCAGUCAAUAAAUAGUCUCACUGAAUCUGUUUUCUCCAUGACUGGAGCCUUAUAAACCCUCUUCCCCUACAGAGACUGGAGCCGGAGCAUGCCUGUAGUCUCUUCCCUGCCCCAGGCUAGUAUUUUGUAAGAUGUGCACAUGGAUGUGUUGACAGCACUGAAUGCCAAGCCAGGGCAAAGGGCAGUACCUUCUGAGGCACAGCCUAUCAGUUUUCCCUGGCUUCCAGGUGAACAGAGGAGAAAGGUCUGGAUUAUUGUUUUUUUCCAGUGAAAACUUCACAGAGAGAAAAGCAUGUGGGGAAAACAGCUGAAAAUGCUCACAGCUUUUGGCUGAUCCUGCCCAACAUUUCUCUGCCGUUAAAAGGCAACAUCCAGGUGGGCUGAGUGAGUUGAAGGAACUAUGUCUCUGCUGAGCUCCUGGAGAGCCCUGGCUUUGUUAACGCAAGGGUGGUCUCUCUGUGAGUGCAAUGGGAGGGAGGAAAGGUCUGAGGGAGAAUCUCUCCCCUCUGCCCUAUACUGUUUUGGAGCAGGAACUGAAGUCUCCUUCUCUGUACCCAAGAGAGUGGUAUGACCACAAGGCCAAAUCCUGCUUGGGCUUCCCCAUCUGGUUGGUUGUGACUGGUAGGCAGGGAACAGACCACUGGUGUGUGCUUCCACACCUCUCCUCCAGUCCAGUUUCCAGGGACUCACAUCCAGCCAAGCAUCCCAAAACUUCAGAGAGGGCUAUCUACCUCUUCCUCAAUGGCACCCAAGUGCCCUUGCAAAUCUGGUCCCUUCAUUUCCCACUCCACUUCCCAAUAAAGAAAAAUGCUUGGAAAGGAGUGGUUUGUUCAUUCCCCGCAAGUUCUCAAACACGACUAUCUUGAGACUGUUCUGAAUUAAACUGGGGUUUUGUUUUUUCACUCUGACAAACCACAUCUGUGGCACAGCCUUAGAGCUGAGACCUGCAGCACAACAGCCCUGGGUCAAACUCCAGCUGCCCAUCUGCACUCCUGCUAAUGUCCCACUGUAGUGCUGGCCCUACUUUGGCAAGAUCAUAGAGAGGCAUCGCCUUCCUUCUCCAACUGUUGGCUCUCUACUCCUCUUCCCCCGUUGUUUUCCCUCUCCCACUGUUUUCCCUCUUCCCACUCCUGUCCUGUACCAUGGUCUCCCUCCGGGGUAUCUCUCCCCUCCUACUGUUUCACUCUCCCCACUCCUCUCUUGUUUUCCCUUUGCCACUUGGUCUCGUUCUGCUGCGGCUUCCAUCCUCUCCUCUGGCCUCCCUCAUGCUUCCCUGCUCAGUCUCGCUCUUCCCCCUCCCCUGCCCUUGUGCGCUGUGAUAUAUAUUUUUGUAGGAUUUCUCUUCUCCCUGUGGUGAAAUAUUCAAUUCUUGUGGGAUGUUAGUUUCAACAUUUUUAAAUAAAACUUUGCAAAUUAUUGAAA